AUGAGCGAGGCGACUCGGGUGUGUUCGGGCUACUACAGCCUCAACCACAGCUUCGUGGAACCCUUCGAGUGCCCGCGGAGCGGCGAGGGGGCCGCCCUGCUCUACUGCUGCGGCUUCGCCGACCUCAAGUACUGCUGCAGCGAGCCGGGCAGCUACUUCCCCUACAAGCACAGCUAUAUGUGGAGCCUCAGCAUCGGUGCCCUGGUUGGACUGGGAACUGCUGCCCUGGUUCUACUUGCCUUUGUCGUCAGCGUCUGUGUCCUUUGCUACUUAUUCCUGUCGACAAAGCCUCAAAGGUUAGACACUGGCCUUAAACUUCAGCACCUCGAGGCGUCUUCCACUCAAGAAGGGAACCCAAGUAGGAAAACCAAAGCCCCCAAUUCAAAUGCAGCAUCAAAUUCAACAAUGGAAACGUCCUAUGAAGCUGAUGAUGUAAUUCAAGAUCCAAAAAUGGAUACAACACAAAUCAAAACUGUGUAUUAUUAAAAAGCCUGUGUUGCAAAAGCUCACUGGAGAGAUGGAGCAAU
Molecule: messenger RNA, 527 nt
Organism: Lontra canadensis (Northern American river otter)
Lineage: Eukaryota; Metazoa; Chordata; Mammalia; Carnivora; Mustelidae
Gene: SHISAL2B
Product: shisa like 2B
Exons: 3
Coding region: 1-486 (161 amino acids)
Source: RefSeq, a predicted model, not a curated record